Messenger RNA from Panicum hallii, 1114 nucleotides. Its product is annotated as ethylene-responsive transcription factor ABR1-like. The record is from RefSeq and is a predicted model, not a curated record. Gene Ontology annotation, molecular function: DNA-binding transcription factor activity; DNA binding. The transcript is spliced from 3 exons. NCBI's taxonomy places the organism in Eukaryota, Viridiplantae, Streptophyta, Magnoliopsida, Poales, Poaceae. Gene Ontology annotation, biological process: regulation of DNA-templated transcription; ethylene-activated signaling pathway. Bases 1 to 1017 code for a protein of 338 amino acids.
AUGGCAUAUCUUUUGCACAGAUCGAAGGUGGAGCAUCGGAGGCAUGGCGUCAAGCGGCCCCUGCCCGAGCCUGACGAUGAGGAGGCUCAACCGGCGGCGUCGCUGUCGCCGGCGUCGGUGCCGACGAUCAGUCUAGAGCGCCACUUCCCGCGGCGGCGGCAGCAGCAGAUUGUGCUCGGACGAGGUGGUGGGGCUGGUGUGGGUCACGAUGGGUGCUGGUCUGCACCGGCGCCGGCGCCGUACCACGUGCAGACCCAUCAGCAGCAAGGCGCGUACUACUCCACCAUAGCGUACGACGACGUCGGCGCGGGCUCCUCCACCACCUCGUCGCAUCAAGCGGGCCACCUGGCCGCCGCAGCCGUGCCGCCGGCGCCCGCUGGAUCUCAUCAGCAGGCGACGCCGGAAGCUGGAACUGCUGCUGCUGCUGCCGCCGCCGCGGGUGGCCAGGCAGUGGAGGUGCAAGAAGAAGAAGGUAACGUGACGAGAAGGCACUACCGUGGCGUGCGGCGGCGGCCGUGGGGCAAGUGGGCGGCGGAGAUCCGUGACCCCGCGAAGGCGGCGCGCGUCUGGCUCGGUACCUUCGACACCGCAGAGGCCGCCGCCGCAGCGUACGACGACGCCGCGCUCCGGUUCAAGGGCGCCAAGGCCAAGCUCAACUUCCCCGAGCGCGUCCGGGGCCGCACCGGCCAGGGCGCGUUCCUCGUCAGCCCUGGCGUCCCCCAGCAGCCGCCGCCGUCUUCCCUGCCAACUGCAGCCGCGCCGUUCCCCGGCCUGAUGCGGUACGCGCAGCUGCUCCAGGGUUGGAACAGCGGGAACAACGCGGCCAGCAGCGCCGGUGGUCUCGCACUGCCGGCAUUGGCAAUGCCGCCGGCACAGGCGUCGUCAUCGGUGCAGAUUCUGGACUUCUCGACGCAGCAACUCGUCCGGGGAUCACCGACGACGUCGGCAUCGAUGUCUAGGACUAGCAGAGUAGAUGAGGCGCACGAGGCGCACCAGAGUUGCAAUGCUCCUGACUGAUCUUUCGAACAAUUUUUUUCCGAACGAAAUCCUGACUAAUUUUGGUCAGCAUGAGUGCCAAAAUCAAUAUUAUCAGGGGAUCUCACAUUCUGACCUA